AUGGCUACCGAUCAUGGCAGGCCGAUUGUCCCGCCAAGGGUUCUCAAAACUGACUAUCCCGUUAUUGAUACGGAUCCUCAUGUAAAACGAGUCUUCGGAUAUGCCCGGCCAUCCGAUUAUGUCAUUGGUGCUGGCGUCGGGUCAAUGUCCCCAGCUCUAUUUUGGCUGAUGGAACGAAUGCACCCGGCCAAUGCCAGCCCAGGAACCUUUGGCAAAGCUAUGCGAUUGGCAACGGCAAUUGGCUUCUUCGGUGGCUUGUUCACUGUAUACAACACAUCAUGUAAACGCUUCUACGGCUUUACGGAAAAUUCGCGAGAGGUCGAGAUGGAUAUGCGUGAGAUGGUUGACAAGGUUAAGAAAGGAGAGCCGUUGUACGGAGUCUCGUCGCUCUCACCUUAUAUGCAAGGAGUCGCAGCUCGGAAUUCGCGAUAUUCCUCUCUAUUCAUCCAUGUCCUUCCUUGGUUCAAUUUUGUGAAUCAUGAUCAGCAUGGCGUGGAUACUGCGAAGUACUAUCAACAAGCUGAGCGAGAACUAGAAGCAGAACGCCAAAAGACGGCAUCCACAUCGUAA
Molecule: messenger RNA, 570 nt
Organism: Blastomyces dermatitidis ER-3
Lineage: Eukaryota; Fungi; Ascomycota; Eurotiomycetes; Onygenales; Ajellomycetaceae
Product: NADH dehydrogenase
Exons: 5
Coding region: 1-570 (189 amino acids)
Source: RefSeq, a predicted model, not a curated record